GCUCGUUCAGAGUGGCUUGCGAAAAGAUUUUUCGUUCGCGAAUUGUCGAAACCCACGUGCGACCCAUUGGGGGUCUCUUGUGCUCAAGUUCUUCCUCGAGUUUCUCGCGAACACCGCUCUCGCCAAAAUUACCAGGUAGGUCCGGGCUUCGCCCAGUCGCCAACGGCAGCAGCAAGCAGCAAUGUGCUCGGCUUUUUCAGUCCGUCGGGCUUUGUUUGAAAUUCAAGUUUUCAAAUCAAACCACCAUCCAUGGCCAUGGCUACGGAUGUCCGUGCUCCACCCACUCUGUUCGUCCUGCUCAAUUCCCGCCGUGAUCAGGAGCAGCAGCAUCGGCUGUUGCCUCGGUUGUCGUUCGUUGCUUCCACGCGGUGAAACGAGCGAGUGUCUGUCGAGCUCUGGUGAUCGGGGAUUGUUUUUUAGGCAGUAGUUUCGAUAGGAUGGACUCUUCAGGAUUCAGGGACAUGAAAGAGGACUACAAUUCGCCUUCGGAUUUCAAUCCACCAGCUAAUUACUUAGCGCCUACGAGUAGCUUUCCUCCUGACACGACUGCUCGUCCUCCGCUUAGCUCUAGUUCUGGUUCGUUCCCUCUCGCCUCCUCGUCCGCUGUUCGUGCCGCUCCUCCCGCCGCAAUGGCACACCCACAGGCCGCUCACUUCAACUCCCACGCAUCGCCGCUAUCAGCGGGGUAUUAUAGUAACGGGCCUUAUUCGUCUUCUCAAGUUUCCCACCUAGCAGCGCCCAGCUCACUAGCAUCCGCUUAUAAUUACGGACCCACGUCUGGUUCAUUCCAGUAUGCCUCGCAGCCCGCGCCUGACAUGCGUUACUUCCAUCCCCUCGUGGGGUCAUCAUCGCACGCCUCGUCCGCACUUCUCUCCACGUCCUCUACCUCGCCGUUUCCUAACGGACCAUACUAUCCGCCGCAGCCGCCGUUUUCCCAGCACCCGUCCUUCCCGCCCUCGCCCGCCCAGCCAGCUGUCGCGCCGCUUAGGAGCCCCUCCCCGUUGCCUCUGCACGCGUCAGCAGGAAAUCCCGUGUGCUCUGGCCCUCGAAACGCCGCCGCUAGAGCCGGCAACGGGAACCGCUCUGCUCACGGCGUGCAAUCCGGCGCUUCAGCCGGGCAGGCUGUUUUUAACGGUCAAGUGGGUUGCAGCGCGCCGAGUCCUGCUUCCGGCCGUCAGACCGUCGGAUGGCCAGGUCCACCGAGAAACCAUCUGGUUCGUCCGCCCCAGAACCAGGCGGGCGUGAACCACUCAGAUACACUCGGACAGGGUUUCCAAACCUCCGCCGCCGCCUGCCGUCCUGCCGCUCUUUCCGCUCCUUCCGCUCCUUCCGCUCCCUCCGCCUCUUCCGCGCCUUCCGCCCCUUCCGCGCGUUCCUUCCCUUCCUUCCCUUCCGCGUCCUCCGCGCCUUCCUCGAGACCGCAAUUCCUCCCCUCGCCCGCGAUGCCUUACACGACGGGCAGUCUCUCCGCCGUUUCCCCCGCACCCGCCGUUCACUCCGGUGCUGCAGCUGCGUCAGGCGCCGCUCCACCGCAGAUGCCGAUGCCGAUGCCGAUGGCGGCACCGAUGAGCGGCGUGCGACCACGCGUGCUCGGGGAGCCGCCGCGUGGCGCAACGGCUUUUGCUUCUGGUUCCACUCCUGCUCCUCCUGCUGCUGUUGCUCCUGGGUCCAGCGAGUUGGACUUUCAGGCGGAGGUGAUUACGAUGGUAGUGCGGGAGGCGGCAGCGGGGCGCGGUGCGGGUGCCGGGCUCGAUGGCACGUGGAGUGGCGGGAUGUCCGCGGCUGCGGCUACAGCUGCUACAGCUGCCGCAUGUGAUGGCUUUGUCGCCGCCACAUCGUCGGGCCCAGCUGCUGCCUCUCUACUCGCCCCCGCUGCGUCCCUCCCCGCUGCUCCUACUUCCGCCCUCCCUCCUGCCUCCCUCCUCCAUCCGCCUUCCGUCCGUGGCCCUGCCUCCUUCUCCCAACCACUUCCCGCCAACCUUGCGCCUUCGGUUAACCCGAUUGCCCAUCUGUCCGUUGCGCCCACAACGUCGAGUGCAGCAGGCCCGCCGAGCGCCCGCCUAUCCCUGUUCGAAGCAGGCGUGCCACUGUUCGCGGACUCUCCUCUCCCUAAUGUCCCCGCCGCCGCCGCCUCUGCGCCUGCUGUCUCGCCAUCCCUUCCCGGCCCCGUUUCUGCCACCAUUCUUCCCCCCGCACCCACUCCCCCCCCCGCGCCCGCUCCUCCCCCAGCGCCCGCUCCUACUCCAGGCCCCGCCCCUCAUGCAGCCUCCGCAGCUCCCCCAGCCCAUUCACCCCCCCCCGCGCCUAUCCCCGCCGCUCCUGCUCACCCUACAGGCGAGUCUACUCCGGAAGGUCCCCAUACCGCCGCAGCUCCUCUCCCCCUGGCUCCUCCCGCCCCGCCUGCCGCGCGCGGCACCUCGCGCGCUGCCAACGCGUCCGCCAACGCGCGCCCCCCCAGUGCAAACCCGCGCCCUGCCGCCGCCGCCCGCCGCCCUCCCGCCGCUGGCGGGCGCAAACGCGCUCAGGCGCCUUCCACUGACGCGUCAGGCACGUCGGCCAAUCAGAAAGCAGCUAUUUUACCGUCACAUGGCCCUAUGAUGGCGCUGACGGCGGCAGCGGGAGGGGAGGCCGCAGCGGACAUGGGUGAAGUGUACUUCCUCAUUCUGCACUUCUUGUCGGGCAGCCCGUGCAGUCGGGCAGCGAAAGUUUUGCAAGAGGAGCUGCAGGAGCAGAAUCUGCUGCCGCAGCGGUGCCAUGCCGUGUUCUCCAGAGGGGGGCAGGCGACAGUUGUGGAGGGUGGAUCAGUGCCGUCCGUGCCCAUGAGCUAUGAGGAGUUGACUAGGAGGUACGCCCACAUCCCGCACAACCACCUCGUGCUGCUGCUGCACGAGCUGCUGCACUCCUCCCGUCUCGCCGUCUCCUCCUCCUCCUCCGCCCCCCUCCCCUCCCUGCCCAUCUCUUCCUCGCUGCCCCACCCGCCUCUGCCAGCAGCGCCUACCCUCCCUCCCGCCCCACCCGCUGCAGCGGCUGCCGCACCCACCAUCCCUGCCCCUCCUACCGUUGCUGCGCCUCCCACCGUCUCUGCCCCUCCCAGUGCGCUGGAGGAGGGUGGCAGUGGCUUGGGGCCAAGGCAGCAGGCAGUGGGCGCAGAGGGAGCAGCGGAGGGAGUGGUGGGUGCUGUUGUGGCACAGGCGCAGGGAAGUGGGGCGGAGGCUACAGCAGCGUUGGGGCAGCUACCAGCAGCAGGUGCUGUGGCAACAGGUGUGGUGGCAUCAGCAGCAGGUGCGGAAGCAGCAGAGGCGGUGGCAGCAGCAGUGGCAGCAAGUAGCCGAGCGCUUGUGGUGGCCUCUCCUGCAGUGGCGGCAGCAGCAGCAGCGGGUGAUAGGGGUGCAGGCGGAGCGGGUGUGUCUGUGAGUGCCGUGGCAGGCAUGGCACGCAUGGCAAGCAUGGCAGGCACAGCAGGCACAGCAGGCACAGCAGGCACAGCAGGCACAGCAGGCACGACAGCGCGGCGUAACAGGUGGUGGCUGUGUGCCGCUGACGUGCCAACGCUGCUGGGACAGGGGGGGAUAAGCCUGAGACGCGCGGAGUGGCUGCCUGCGCUCCUGUCCGCUCCCCAGACCUCGCUGCCGCAUGCGGCCCAUCCGCACCUGUCCGCGCCGCUCCUGCACGCCCUUGCUUUGAGGGAGACGGGCGGAGGGGUCUGCUCGCGUGCUGCCAGGGCUGCCAGUGCUCGGUCGGCCUCUCUGGCCGUCGCUUCCCCCGCGCUGCUCUUCUCGCGCAUUGACCAGGUCAAGGUGCUGCGCGGCCACCGCAACGCCGUCUACUGCGCGGUGUACGACCACGCGGGGCGGUACCUGGUGACGGGAUCGGACGACCGGCUGGUGAAGAUAUGGAGCAUGCACUGGGGCAUCUGCCUCGCCACCUGCCGCGCGCACACUGGCGACAUCACGGACCUGUCUGUGAGUCUGGGCGACAGAUGGGUGGCCUCCGCCUCCAAUGACUGCCACAUCCGCGUCUGGGAGCUGCCAAGCGGGCAUCUGGAGGUGACGCUGGUGGGGCACUCGGAGGCGGUCACAGCCGUCGCCUUCAGCCCCACCACGCAGCACAUGCUGCUCUCAGCCUCUGAGGACGGCACAUGUCGCCUGUGGGACGUCACUGCCGCCCCCAAUGCUACCUGCCUCCGCCUCUUCCUCCCUGCUGCCCACGCCACGAAGAUCCCCCCCCCUCCUGGGACGUCAGUCAACCUCAUGCCACCGCCACAGCAGCCGGUGGCGCUGAGUGAGCAGGAGGAGGAGGAGCGGCGGGCCGCCAACCUGGCCCCUCGUGUGCUGUGCGCGGCGUUCAACGCGGAUGGCACUCUGUUCGUCACGGGCAGCGAAGACGGGCGCACCAGGGUGUGGGAUGCCAGACUGCCUGCAAUCACAAAGAAGGAGCCCAUCCAAGAGCAGCAGCAGCAGCAGGAGCAACAGCAACAACAACAGCAGCAGCCCCAGCAGCAGCAGCAGCAGGAGGGUGGGGCGGCAGGGGUGGAGGGGCAGGGGCGGUGCAGCGUGGUGGUGCAGCACGAGAUGCAGGAGCUGAUGGGGCACCACGGGCAUGUCAACUUCGUGCACUUCAGUGGGUGUGCGGGGCUGCAGCACGAGGUGGAGUCCGGGGCUGCCGGGGAGGAGGAGGGGAGGGGUGUGGGGGGGAAGGGGAAGGGAGGUGGAGAGGGCGGAAGGAAGAAGGACAAAGAGAAGGAGCGCCCGCUGACUUUGCUCAACACGGCCAACCGCGCGGGCGCGGACCUGAUAGUGUCGUGUGCGCGGGACGGCUCCGCCAUCAUCUGGCGCCCCCGGCCCCGCCGCGUGCAUGGCAAGCACCCGUAUUGGCUGAAGGCGCUGCAGCUAAAGGCCCCGCCUCGCCCCCUUGCGGUUGCCGCGGGGGGAGGGGGGAGGGGAGGGGCACGGGCGCGGGCAGGGGGUGUGGUGGGGGCGACGGCAGGGAGGGAGGCGAGCAUGGUGGCGGGGACGGCCGGGAUGGCAGGGGCAGCAGGAAGGGCGGCAGGAGGGGCGGCAGGAGGGGCGGCAGUGAAUAUGAUCAUCUGGUCGCUGGACUCGCAGUUCGUGCUGGCUGCCCUCACAGAUGCGCGCAUCUGUGUGUGGCAGGCGGCCACAGGCGAGCUCACACACUGCCUCACUGCGCACCAGGAGCAGGCGUUUGUGCUGGACGUGCAUCCCACAGACCCGCGCAUCGCCAUGAGUGCGGGGUACGACGGGCGAGUCAUAGUGUGGGACAUCUGGAAGGGGCAGCCAAUCGCCAUCCGCCACGUCACCACCUUCCAGCUCGUCGACGGGCACUUCUCGCCGGAUGGCACAGGGCUGGUGGUGUCGGACGAGGUGGGGCAGCUGUAUGUGUUCGCCACUGGGGGCAUGAGUCAGUGGGAGAACAUCCACAUGGACCAGUUCUUCCUGGGCGACUACCGCCGCUUCCGCCUGGACGCCUUCCACAAUGCCCUGGAUGAGGAGGCGAACGUGUUAACAGAGGAGCGCACGUGGAUGGACCCCAUAUGCGACUCGGGCAUGCAGCCCUACCCCGACCCCUACCAGUCGCUCUUCCAGGCGCGCCGCUUUGCGCUGCUCAACCGCCCCUACCACGCGCCCACCAUGCACCUGGCGGUCGGCCGAAUCGACGCUGCUGACCUGGCCUUCCAGCCCGUUCCCAACCAGCCCCUCGGCGCCCCCGGCUCCGCCCCCCUGCCCCUGCCUCCGCUGCCUGACACGCAGGCGCCGGUGGGUGGGAGGCAGGGGGUGAGGCGGGGGGAUGGCGGGGCAAGGGGGAGGAGAGAAGAGGAGGGGGAGGUGCAGGUGCGGUGGGAGCUGAGGGAGAGGCUGCCUGUGCGGCGGUACGAGGGGUUUGAGGUGGACAUGGUAGAGGGCGAGGAGGAGCGCGGCGAUGGGGACUCGGAGUACGAGGUGAGCGGAGGGGAGGAGGAGGAGCGGUGCAGGGGAGCAAGCGCGGACGAGCAGGAGGGGGAUACGGGGGAGGAGGAGGAGGAGGGGCAGGGCGAGGCGGAAGAGGAGGAGGAUGGGAAGGGCACGAGACGAUCGAGGAGGCUGCUGGGGAAGAAGAGGAAGCGAUGGGGGAGGGAUGUAGGCGAGGAGGGAGAGGGGGAGGAGGAGGGGGUUGAAUUGGUGCAGGAGCAUGCGAGGGAGGAGGAAGAGGAGGAGGAGGAAGAUGGGGUGGAAGACUGGGAGAAUGAGAGCGGACGAUGGGUGGAGGCAGAGGAGGAGGAGGAAGGGGAGGAUGAGUGGGACGAGGAGGAGGAUGGGGAGGAGGACGAGGAGGCAGAGGAGGAUGAGGAAGAGGAUGAGGAUUAUGAAGAGGAGGAGCAGGGAGGGGCGGAGGACUUGGAGCACUUGAAGCGGGUGGGCCACGCAUCUAGAAGCCUGGCCGUUCCAUAUGCCCAGCGCAAUUCUCAUGCCACUAACGGUGUGUGCGGCCAUGGCAGUGGGAUGGCAGCGCAAGGCGUGGCGGCGCAUGCUGUGGGCGGCAGUGGGUGGGGGCAGCGGGGCAUGAAGAGUGUGAGGGGUGAGCAGGGGAGCAUCACUGCUGUGGGCGGCUUGAAGCUCAAAAUCAACCUCAGAAGCCCUGCUGCCGCUGCUGUCGCUUCCUCUUCUGGUGCUGGUAGUGCUGCUGCUGUGCGUGGUGGCGGUGGCGGCAGUGCUGGCAGCUCCAGUGAUGCGCCGCGGGGAGUGACCAAGUCGCAGCUCAAGGAGCGCAUGGUGGCCCAAAGGACCCAAGCAGCAAGGAGCCGACAGCAGCACGCCCUUGCAGCGAAGCAGGAGGAGGAUGAAGAGGAGGAGGAUGAAGAGGAGGAGGGGGUGGAGGCGAUGGAGCAAGAGGAGGAGAACGAAGAGCAGGUGGUGGAGGAUGACGAUGAGGAGGAGGAGGAGGAUGAGGGGGAGAAGGAGGAUGAAGAGGAGGAGGACGACGAAGAAGAAAAGGUGGUGGAAGUGAUUGAGGAGCGCACAGGGGGGAGGAGGACGAGGAGUACUGGCCGCCACGCUGCUGCGAGUCAGGCUGCUCAGCUGGCACCUGCUCAGAUAAGACCUGCUGCUCAGAUUAGACCUGCUCAGAUAAGACCUGCGCAGUUAAGACCUGCUCAGUUAAGACCUGCCCAGCUGAGACCUGUUGGGGUGGGCGUGGCUGCAGCAAGAGCUGAUGACCCCUUUGAGUGCGCAGCCCAGGGAGGUGAUGUCCAGGAGAUUUGGGAGGAGGAUGAGGAUGAAGAGGAGGAGAACGGAGUGGAGGAGGAAGAAGAAGAAGAGUAUGAUGAGGAGGAGGAGGACGAGGAGGACGAGGAGGAGGAGGAGGAGGAAGACGAAGGCGAGGAGGAAGAGGAGGAGGAGGAAGACGAAGACGAGGAGGACGAGGGUGGCGACUGGAAGGAGGAGCCGAACUGGGGGAAGAGGACCACGCGCAGGCGCACAGGGGGGGCGGGGGCGCAGCUCGCGGGAAGGGGAGAGGUGCGGGGGGGAGGCGUGGGGACGAGGCAGGGAGUGGGGGGAGAGAACGGGGCGGAGAGGGAGAGCGAUGAGGAGCAGCAAGAUGUAGAGGGUGAGCGAGGGAGCAUUUCUGAUUCGCUGAUGCUGACUAACUCGCGCCAUACUGACCAACGUGCAGCGGUGGGUGGGGUGGGGGCUGUGUGGCGUGUGCAGAUGACCUCGACUUCUGGCGCCCACCCAAGCGCGCCCGCUGCUGAUGCAACCGCUGCUGACACUUCUAAUGCCGUGCCCGCUGCUGACACAUGUGCUGGCGCUGCUGCACUCGCAGCAGCUCACGAGGGGCUGCCAGCGGUGCCAGCUGGCACGAGGAGGAAGAGGAACGCGCGCGGGUCAGGAGUGCAGCAUGGAGUGAAUGCAGGGAGAGGGCGGGAAGGGAUGGCGCACCGCAGGGUGGAUGGCAGCGCUGCUGCUGCUGCUGGUGGCAGUGGCAGUGCAGCAGUGUGUGCGCUGUCGUUGCUUCUUCCGGGCAAGCCAGUGGCCGGAGGGUCAUCUGGUGGUGCGUGUGGUGCUGCCUCGCAUCCCGCAGCUCACCCCUCCUGCCAGCCACAGCAGGCCUUGGAGGAAGUCGCCUCAGCAGCACGGCAGACAGAUGGUGCGGGCAUGGGGGCUGCAGGGAGCGAGUUACGGGACGGAGAGCAGGCGGCGGGACAGCAGGGUGGUGGUGACGAGGCUGCUGUGGGAGCAGUUGAAGGGGCAGGUGAAGGGGCAGGUGAAGGGGCAGGUGAAGGGGCAGGUGACGGGGCAGCUGGUGCUGAGUGUGAGAUACAAGCUGGAGAGGGGAGGGGAGGGGAGGGAGCGGAGGGAGGGGAGGGCGGAGGCGCGGUGGAGGCCGUGAGAGGGGCAGCAGACACUACUGUGGCGGCUGAAGGGGGUGCGGGGGAGGAGGAGGGGGGUGGUUUGGUGGAAGCGAGGAGAGGCGGAAGGGGGGAGGGGAUGGAUGGCCUCAAGAGGGCGGGCCAAGGGGAAAGUGACGCUGAGCAGCGGAUGCCACUUGCCACUGCCUGUGAUUUGGCGGCUGCUGCUACUGGUGCUGCUGGUGCCGAUGGUUCUUGUGGUGGUGGUGGUGGUGGUGCUGGUGCGGCUGGUGCUGCGACUGAUGCGGGUGCGGGUGGCAGUGAUGAGGUGCGGCAGGAAGGUGGCGCCAUGGGCAGCAAGGCAGCAGCAUGUGAUGGCUGCGCAGCACAAGAGGGCGAGCGGUCAGAGCAGGCCAGAGUGGGGGCGGAGAGUACAGGGUGCAGUGAGGACAGAGAUGGGGCAGGGGAUUGGGAGGGGGGGGGCGGGGAGAUGAGUGCGCGGAAGGAGGAGCUGUUUGCAGAGCUGUUUGGGGACGAGGGCGGGGAGGAGGGCGCGGGUGAGGGGGGAGAUGAGGGGGCAGGGCUGCCUGGGGACGACCUGCUCAGCCCGAUGGGCAGCGGGGAGGGCGGCAGGGAGGAGGGCGGUAGGCAGAAUGGUGGUGGCAAGGGUGGAGGCGAGGAGGGUGGAGAGGGGGAGGGCGUUAGGGUGAGGGAUGGUGGCGAACAGCAUCCGACCACACAAGGGGACGUUUCAGGGGAUGGGGACAAUGGUGGUGGCGCUGGCGGGGAUGGGGAUAGUGGUGCAUGUGGCGGCAGCGAUGGGGGGCAUGCGGGGCGGGAUGGGGGAAUGGACGCGUGUGGCAAGACUGCUGCUGGCGCUGAGGCUGGUGUGGCUGGUGUGGUGGCUGGUGCUGUCACGAGUGCAGUGGAGGGUGAAGCAGUGAGGGGAGCCGACGCUGUGCACGCUGGUGAGGAGGCUCGAGGGGAGGCUGGGAGGGCAGGGGAGGAGGAAGGGUGUGGGGUAGGACAGGGGGAGGGGGAGGGACGGAAGGGCCAAGGCGGAGGUUUGGGUGAGCAGAGAGACGCGAUGGGAGCAGUGAAGGGGGAGGAGGGAGCAGUGGGAGGUGAAAGUGGCGCGCAGGGGGAGAGUGGAAAGGGUGGCAGGCAGGCGAGGAAUGGGGAAGAGCAUGGUGCAGGGGAUGGCGUUGCUGCAGACAGUGGCAUCAGGAGAGGAGUGGGUGGAGUAGCUAAUGGGGAGGGGUCAGGUGGGAGUGGCGGGGCGGCAAAGGACGAAGCCAAAGGAGACGGGAGGGGGGAGGGGGAGGGAAGGCAAGGAGCAGGCACGGAUGGGGGAGCGAGUGGAGGGUGUGAGGGAGGGACGGAUGGUGGGGCGAUGGGGGUAGAGGGGCCUGGGGGAGGAGACAGUGUGGGGUGCCAGGCGAGAGGAGGGAGCGGGAGGGGUGGAGGGGAAAAGGGAGGUGGGGCGAAGGAGGAGAGUGAGGAGAAUGAUGAGUUGAGAAUAGAGCAGGCAGAGAGGCUGGGCGGUAGGAGGAAUGUGAGGAGGCGACUGCAGCAUGCGAAGAGGGAGGCGGGGGAGAGUGGGGAUGAGGCGUGUGAAGGAGAGAGGAUGGACGAGAGCGAAGGCAAGGAGAUGGAUAAGGGGAGUAGAAGUGAGGAAGAGAAAGAAGAGGCGCAAGCGACCAACCGCGAGCAACAGGCAAAAGAGGAGGAGCAGGAGGGAGCAAAGAAUAGAGAGGAGGGGGAAGAGGCAGAGGAGGAGGAGGAAGAGGAGGCAGAGGAGGAAGAGGAGGAGGAGAGUGGGUCGUAUGAUGAGUCGAGUGCGAGUGAUGGGAGCGAUGAGAGCGAUGAGAGUGAUGGGAGUGAUAGGAGUGUUGGGAGUGAGGACAUGGGGGGUCAGAGGAAGAGGAAGAGGGCAACUGGCAGACAGGCUAGAAGCUCAGGCCGACAGCACCACAAGCACAAGCGCACGCCUCGCAGGCAGGCAGCGAAGCGGCAGCAGGAGGCACAGCCGCCCAGCGCAGCCUCACAGCGCACCCCUGUGAGCCCCCGCCUGCAGCAUGCAGUCAGCCCCCGGCUGCGAGAAAGGCACCCCGCCACUCCUGUCCCCGCUCCCAGGGUGACUGGCGCCCGCAGCUCCCCCCUGGCUCUGGGCGCCAGAAGCUCCCCCCGGGUCACAGCCCCGGCUGCCAGGGCGUCCCCCCGACUCACAGGCGCGGGCUCCUCCCCCAGGACACAGGGGGCAGAGCUGGCUGGAAGGAGGGAGGGGGAGAAGGGCGAGCGGGCGGUGGGGCGGGUGCGCGCGGGUGUCGGGUGGGUGGGGGCCACAGAGUGGCGGGAGGGCGACCCCUACCUGCCUCAGGUGGGCGAUGACGUCAUCUACUGCUUCCAGGGCCACCUCAGCUUCCUGGAAACCUCCGGCCACAGCCGCAGCCGCAGCCGCGGGCUGGAUGAGAAGCUGCGCAGGAAGCUUCGGCCAGCAGAGGCGUGCGUGGUGGAGGAGGUGGAAUACUAUUUCGUGGAAGGGAGGGGCAGGGGGGCGGGUGAGGGACGGAGAGGGGGAGGCAGGGGGGCAGGGGAGGUGCGGCAAGUGGGGUGCAGAGGGGUGCUGCGGGUGGUCGAGAGGGAGAGUGCAGCAUGUGGGGAGAGGGUGAGUGUGGAGGUGGAGGAGGACGGCGAGGAGUACGUGGUGGAGCGCUGGCGAUACGACGCUGCCAUGGCCAAGGGCUGGCAGGUCAAGCAGCAGUGCCUGGCGUAUUGGAGCCGGGACUCCCUGCCCCCGGACCACAAGCCGCCCCCCAUGCCGGUGUCGCCAUCGGCGUCGCCCGUGCCGGUGCACCCAAGUGCGGUGAUCUUCCGCGGGCGCAUCGAGGCCGACACCCCCAUCGAUCCCGCCCUGCCGCUCAGCCCCUGGCGCAGGCUGCGGGUGUACUACUGGCACGACCGCAGCCACGAGCGGCACAGCGCGUGGGAGCUGCUGGACCCCGACCCCGCGCUGUGGCCCGCGCGCCCCGCCCUGGAUGCAAGGCUGGUGGGCGCUGCGAGGGAGGCGGUGAGGGAGAUGCGGCGGGAUGCGGGCAUGGAGGAGAGCCUCAGCCUCGUGUACUCGCCCGACUCCAGCGCUGCCGCACUCGCCUGCCUGCCUGUGCCCAUGGGUGUGGCGACGAUGGAGGCGCGCCUGGCAUCGGGGUGGUACCGCUCGCUGCCCGCCAUCCACCACGACGCCGCCCUCAUCGCGUCCAACGCCCUGGCUCUGCACGGCCCCGCCCACGCCAUCACCACUGCCGCCACUCGCUUCGCCUCGCACUUCUCUCAGCGCCUCACCGCCCUCGCUGCUGCCGGCGGAGAGUGAACACACAAGCAGCCCCACAUGGCUGCUUUGGUUUUGGGUGGAGUACAUACUGUAAUAAGAAGGCUGAUGCCAAUGCGGAUUUUUAUACGUUGCUAGACUGGCUGUAGUAGAGCAACAAGUCCGCUUGGUGUUUCAUGUAUGUUACAGUUUCAUGGCAUUCAGUUGGUCCCUCCACA
Molecule: messenger RNA, 11890 nt
Organism: Closterium sp. NIES-67
Lineage: Eukaryota; Viridiplantae; Streptophyta; Zygnematophyceae; Desmidiales; Closteriaceae
Source: the annotation of a GenBank genome assembly